Molecule: messenger RNA, 1740 nt
Organism: Lactuca saligna
Lineage: Eukaryota; Viridiplantae; Streptophyta; Magnoliopsida; Asterales; Asteraceae
Source: the annotation of a GenBank genome assembly
AUGUCAACCUUCCAAAAUUUGAAGAAUAGAGGACACGACAUCACCAACAACAAUAGCUUCCAUCACAAUUUGUGGUUUCUUUCGGACUCCACCGUUACAACAUUGCACCACAACACCAGCCCUGAGCCACCACCACACUGCCUUCGCAACAGCCCAGAACCACCACUACACCCCCACAGAUUUAAAAGUCUUGGUUGUCGUGGAUAUUGUCGAUGUUUCCUCUUCUACUAUCAACUCUCUCAGUUGUCGCUGUUGGUAUUGGUGGUGCGACGGCGUGGGUUGCCAGUGGCGGUGACUGGAGGCGUUGUGGUCUUCAGGUCUCGCAAAUCGAUUGCGUCAUCGCAGUUCAGUUUUACCGCUAUCAGUUCCGAUCAAUUUAGUCUACGUAACGUCGCUCACCACCAUGGUCCAAGCCACCGUCGCUCUCCAUCACCGAUUGUCUCUACAGGUAUCUUUAUUUGCUCUUAUUUUCAACAUAUAGGAGAUGGUCGUCUAAUCAAACGUCGAAUAAGAGAUGGAAAAGGUGAAUUUCCUAUGGAUUGCCCUCUUCAAGACAGUAGACUACGUGUCCAUUACAAGGGCAUGCUUCUUGUUGAGAAAAAGAUAGUUUUCUAUGAUACAGAAGUUGAUAAUGAUGGAGAACCUUUGGAGUUUUCCUCAGGGGAAGGGCUUGUACCUGAAGGUUUUGAGAUGUGUGUUCGACUAUGUUGCCUGAAGAGGUAUCACAUGUCACCUGCCCCCCUGAUUAUGCUUAUGACAAGUUCACAAGGCCAGAUAAUGUUCCUGAAGGUGCUUAUGUUGAAUGGGUGAUUGAGCUUCUUGGUUUUGAAAUGCAAAAGGUUAUGUGAAAAUGUUGAAGUCAUAGGUUUGAAGAGCUCGUUCUACUAUCCCAGACAGAUGGCAUGACAUAUCAGAAAAAGAGCGAGUCUUGUGUAUAAAAGGAGGGGCCAAUACUACUCUGAUCAGGCUUUUCGUAUACCCUUAGGAGCUGUUGGAUAUUACAUUGUUUCCAAAUUUACCCCUAUGAAUACAGAUGGUGAAUCUGGUGAACCAACGUACAUUAUAUGAGAUCGAUCAGUUGAAACCACCAUAGGGAUGGACAGGUGGCGUUGGGUUUGUAUGAAAAAAAAUGAUCCAAGACCAUUUACCUGCACCUUCAUCUGAUAUCAAGUGAACAAGGCGAUAGCUGCUCAUCUUGAAGCUUUGGGAUAUGAAUCAGAUAUGCUAUUCCAAUUUUAAAUUCAAAACCUCCUAUUCAGAAUUUGAGAUUUGAGAUUCUGUUUGUUGUAUUUGGGAUUUUGUUAGCCAGAAGUGUGAUGUUAGUUAUGUGAUGAAUUGAAACUAAUCUUAUUUGUAAGUAAGUUUAUUUAUUUGUUUUGGACUUGAGCUUAAAAUAUUCUAAAUUACAUUUUACAGGUGUACGCAUGUUUCCAGCUGGAAGCGGUAUGGGUGUUAUGUGUGGGAUGACUAGAGGCAUCAAGAUGGCAAGACCCCCCUCUUCCUCCAUCAUGAAUUCCACCACUGGUUUGUUGACUUCCAGUACACCAACACCAACACCUGCUCAAGGAAACUCCAUGUUGAGAUAAUGUGAGGCUAUGCAUAUGAUUCGGGUGAGUUUCAGUUUAUGUUAUCUUUCACUUUAUGUAAUAAUCAUGUAUAGGGAGAAAACAACUUCUAUUGAUUUGUUUUAUCUUUCCAUGGAUCGAUUAUUUGUAUGAUAUUAAAUUUUAUGCAAUGUAU